AUGAUGGUCGCUUGCCUGCUCCUCUCCAGCAUCUACACCGUUGUGUCAGGCUCUGUGCAGGUGAUGCACAGAAAGAUCCAGUCGGUCCAGGCAGGAGGAAACAUUACUUUUUCAUGCCGGUCUGUCACAAAAGAAGAUGUGCUACAGGUGACCUGGCAGAAGGAGACGGACGGAGCUGAAGACAAUAUAGCAACUUACAGUACGCUGAAUGGCCAAAAGAUAGCAAAGGGCUAUGUCGGCCACGUGAGAUUUUCCCACAGUGAAUUACAAGCCUCGGCCAUCUCCCUUCACGGAGUCACCCUCCAAGACGAAGGAUGCUACAAGUGCAUCUUCAACACAUUUCCCUCGGGGGCUGUCACCGGCAGGAUGUGUCUCAAGGUUUACGCCAUCUCGGACCACAAAGCAGAAGCUAAGCUUAUACCCAGUCCAGACAAGGCUGAGGACUCAGAGAAAGUGGUGGGGAUGAGCUGCUCAGCAACAGGGAAGCCAGCUCCAAAAAUCACCUGGCAUCUUCCUAGUGUCCUUCAGCAGAAACCAAGGGAGUACCACAUCAGACUCGGCAACCAGACCGUGACAGUCAUCAGCAAUUUCACCCACACCCUCUCCAAAACCCUCCAGGAGUACCCCAUCGCCUGUGUGAUCCAUCACCCCUCUCUGAAUGUGACCCUGGUCCUGCCGAUGGACAGCCUGGUGAAGGGUCAUCUGGACAGCAGGGUGGCACCAACUAUUGCCAUUGCAGUGGGGGUGCUGGUCCCCCUGACUUCCCUCCUUCUUCUCGCCUGCCUCCUCCGCCGCUACCUCAGGCACCUACGUGACCCGGAAAGAAACCCAGCCUGGCCAUGCUGGCGCCUGGAUUUGGUUGGCAAUUCUGACCCUGGGAAAGGGGACCUGAGUGAGUUGCCACAGCUUUCUCCACUAUGUGCUGUGGGGUUUACUGCAGAGCAUCCCUUGGCAGGCCCCCGGGUGCUUGCUCCAAGUCAUGGAGACCUCACCCCUGAGAACAGAGGCACUGUCGCACCCCUGGCUUACCCUUUCUGGAACGAGGUGAGAUGCAAAUGUACUCGGAGAGGAGGGCCCUCAGCCAAGCCUGCCUUCUGCAGAGUCCCCUUUCAUAAUCCAACUUGUGGUGUUGGUGUGCUUGCGGUGAAGAGGUGGCAUCUGCAGGUGUCUCCACACCACCCUAUUGGUGGAGAAACAUCUGCUGUUCUUGCUUGGGACUCCCCUGUGCCAGGUCUGGGGGAGGAAAGCCACGUCCCUGAGGAGCUUGGUAUCGGCGCCCGGGGCAGUGCUCAGCAAGCCGCGGAGGCAGUGAUGCACAGGCAGCGCACACCACCCGUGCUUACGGAGAAGAUCCCGCUUUUACACCUUGUGAGGUGCACGGCCUCAUGA
This is a messenger RNA of Opisthocomus hoazin, 1389 nucleotides long. Lineage: Eukaryota; Metazoa; Chordata; Aves; Opisthocomiformes; Opisthocomidae. The record is from RefSeq and is a predicted model, not a curated record.